AUGCCAGUCCAACUACUCCCAGCAUCGGCACAGGCCUUUGCGCCUCGAGGAAAGCCCGAGAUCGUCCUCAACUCCAAGGUCGAGCCAUGGCUUACUCAGACAUUGAAGCGCAUCAACCGGGUCAAGCGACCUCUCAACAGCGUGCCACAACAUUUCCGGUGCUUGACCGAGACCUUGGGUGGUGACGCCGCCAUCUGGACCCUCGCUUCUCUCAUGCUGCCCAAAGCACCCGAGUCGGAAUUGCGCAAGGAUUCUGACCCGCUCGUCGAGGCCAUGUUCAACUUUCAGCUGAUUCACAUCGAGGCCUACGUCGUGCACGUCGACAUGGUCUCCCAGCAUGAGGUCGCCUUCAAGUUGAUGCCCGAGACCAUCGAAGCGCUUGUCGACUACCACAAAGACAUCUACUCCGUCGAUGCAUCCGCGAGUACCUGGAGCUGGCCUGAAAAGGAGACCCAGGUGAGGAAGAUGCACGACGAGUUCGUCCAAGCCGCAAACCGAUUUGUCUUCCGCACUGGUGUUCGUGCUUUGGAGGGUCUGGAGGAGGAUGGCGCCGGAGAGUUGUUGGACGGUCGAUCGGAGCAAGUCAAGAACGCCAUCAUGAACCUGUUUCUUCCUCUGCUCCCACCGCCACCGAGGAUCGUCGAUGUCAUUCAGCCGGCUCCCAUCCUUCCUAACCCAUCGCUGUCCAGCAACUGGUGGAGCCCGACCCAGUUGGCUCCUACGCAACCCAUGCCAGUGGACUCGUGGAAGGUCCUCCCAUCAACGCCAUCGCCGACAGGCUCUACCUGCAGUGACAACCACACGGUGUUCUGGCAGGACAUGAGCAUGAACCCGCUUCAGUUGCCGUCGCCGACGCCUUCGCUCAGCCAGCCGAUCUACACAUCCGCGCCUGCUCAAUUCUACAGCUCGCCCGAGUGUAUCGCGCCGCUUCCUUCAUCCAGCUUCAUGCCACAACAUUGCGGCUCUGACUUUUCGAUGGGCGGCUUCAACGAUUUUGGCUGGACACAGGCCGCUUGGACUCCUCAAUACGCCACUACCAUGUGA
This is a messenger RNA of Dissoconium aciculare CBS 342.82, 1044 nucleotides long. RefSeq lists its product as uncharacterized. NCBI's taxonomy places the organism in Eukaryota, Fungi, Ascomycota, Dothideomycetes, Mycosphaerellales, Dissoconiaceae. The record is from RefSeq and is a predicted model, not a curated record. The transcript has a single exon. The coding region runs from base 1 to 1044 and encodes 347 amino acids.